Molecule: messenger RNA, 1859 nt
Organism: Nematolebias whitei (Rio pearlfish)
Lineage: Eukaryota; Metazoa; Chordata; Actinopteri; Cyprinodontiformes; Rivulidae
Gene: gabrd
Product: gamma-aminobutyric acid type A receptor subunit delta
Exons: 9
Coding region: 3-1400 (465 amino acids)
Biological process (GO): regulation of membrane potential; monoatomic ion transmembrane transport; chemical synaptic transmission
Cellular component (GO): membrane; GABA-A receptor complex; neuron projection
Molecular function (GO): GABA-A receptor activity; extracellular ligand-gated monoatomic ion channel activity; neurotransmitter receptor activity
Source: RefSeq, a predicted model, not a curated record
AAAUGGGGUGUGGAAUGGAGAUCUCAACUUUCCUGCUGUCCAGUCUGGCCGUGCUGCUCGUGGGAAGGGACAUUUUCACCAGGGCCAUGCUGAGUGACAUUGGGGACUAUGUAGGUACAGACAUUGAAAUAUCCUGGUUACCAAAUCUGGAUGAUUUAAUGAAGGGCUAUGCCAGAAAUUUUCGCCCUGGGAUAGGAGGUCCCCCAGUGAAUGUGGCCAUGGCUAUUGAAGUGGCCAGCAUAGACCACAUUUCUGAAGCUAACAUGGAAUACACCAUGACCGUGUUCUUGCGGCAGAGCUGGCACGAUGACCGCCUGUCCUACAAUCACACCAACAAGACUCUGGGGCUGGACAGUCGCUUCGUGGACAAGCUGUGGCUGCCCGACACCUUCAUCGUCAACGCCAAAUCUGCUUGGUUUCACGACGUGACCGUGGAGAACAAGCUGAUCCGCCUGCAGCCCAAUGGAGUCAUUCUCUAUAGCAGCCGAAUCACUUCCACCGUGGCCUGUGACAUGGACCUCACCAAGUAUCCCAUGGAUGAACAGGAGUGUAUGCUGGAUUUGGAGAGCUAUGGUUACUCCUCAGAGGACAUCGUCUACCACUGGUCGGACAGUCAGAGAAACAUUCACGGACUCGACAAACUGGAGCUCUCUCAGUUCACCAUCACAGAUUACCGCUUUGUCACAGAAAUGAUGAACUUCAAGUCGGCGGGACGAUUUCCAAGGCUCAGUCUUCGCUUCCAGCUCAGACGUAACAGAGGUGUCUACAUCAUCCAGUCGUACAUGCCUUCAAUCCUCCUGGUUGCCAUGUCUUGGGUGUCCUUUUGGAUCAGCCAAUCAGCAGUUCCCGCUCGUGUAACCUUAGGGAUCACAACAGUUCUCACCAUGACCACCCUGAUGGUGAGCGCCCGCUCCUCCUUGCCUCGAGCAUCCGCCAUCAAAGCCUUGGACGUCUACUUCUGGAUCUGCUAUGUGUUUGUAUUUGCGGCACUAAUUGAAUACGCCUUCGCUCACUACAACGCUGACUACCGGCUCAAAGAGAAGGCCAAGGUGAAGGCAAACAAGCUCAGCUCCGAGUCUGUUGUAAAGAACGGCAAACAGGCCAUGGUUCUGUUUUCCCUCUCCGUCACCGGCAUGAAUCAGGGCGUCGUCGUUUCUAAUCGCCACAGCCGGUCGCAGCGCGCCAGCAGUGAAAUCCCCGGGGAGGGAGGCUCGGAGGAGCCCGAGCCGAGCAGGAGAAGGUCCAGGCCGGCGGAGGAAAGCGAGGAGGACAAAAAGUGUUGCUCCAAGUGCGUCUGCAAGCCCAUCGACGCGGACACCAUCGACAUCUACGCCAGGGCUGUGUUCCCUUUCACUUUCGCCGUGGUGAAUGUGAUCUACUGGGUGGCGUACACAAUGUGAAGAGGAGAGAAAGGCUGCCAUUCAGAGCUGUAACGUAAUAAACUGCUGGAGUUGGCAGACCGGAGCAGCCGACUAAAUACUGCAGGCUUCAGCAAAAGGAAAACUUCAGAAGACUUGAAGUGAAAAUAGACAUUUGGUAAUUACUGAAAGCAGUUAUGAGUUGAAAACACUGUUCGGAUGACUUAAAUAUAGUUGUACGAAGGCAAAGUAAUAAACUGCCUGUUGGGAGUUCACAUAAACACCGAAAACAUUAAUUAUAACCAGAUUUUCAUCUAGCUUUAUGGACAAUGAAGAAAUAACUCUUAAAACCAAACGGUCACAGUUAACCUGAUGUUCCUCCGUGGGCUGCCUGUUAUCUGACAACGCAACACUCGUCUGAGGAGAGAGGAUGACGAGAUGAGGUGUUCUGCUGUUCUGCAUGGCUGAUAACUUAUUCACCCUCUUCCUCCACCAUCACUA